Myotis daubentonii (Daubenton's bat) is the source of this 1521-nucleotide messenger RNA. RefSeq names its product dehydrogenase/reductase 13 (gene DHRS13). The record is from RefSeq and is a predicted model, not a curated record. NCBI's taxonomy places the organism in Eukaryota, Metazoa, Chordata, Mammalia, Chiroptera, Vespertilionidae.
GCGCUCGCAGGGCCCACGCACGCGCACACACCCCUGCACUGCCUGCAGCCGCCAGUCUUCCCCUCCACCUCCGCCUUCCGGAGAUCCUCGCGGCGCCCUUCCAAGCCAGUGCGGGCUCGAUCGGCAGCUGCCAGGCGGCGAUCCAGGGCGGCACGGGCCUGGGCGGGAGCCCGAAGGCGCGGCCGGCAUGGAGGCGCUGCUGCUGGGCGCGGGAUUGCUGCUGGGCGCCUACGUGCUCGUCUACUACAACCUGGUGAAGGCCCCGCCGUGCGGCGGCAUCGUGAGCCUGCGGGGCCGCACCGCAGUGGUAACGGGCGCCAACAGCGGCAUCGGGAAGAUGACGGCCCUGGAGCUGGCGCGCCGAGGAGCUCGUGUGGUGCUGGCCUGCCGGAGCCGGGAGCGCGGCGAGGCGGCAGCCUUUGACCUCCGCCAGGAGAGCGGGAACAAUGAAGUCAUCUUCAUGGCCUUGGACUUGGCCAGUCUGGCCUCAGUGCGGGCCUUUGCUACUGCCUUCCUGAGGUCUGAGCCACGGCUGGACAUCCUCAUCCACAAUGCUGGGAUCAGUUCCUGCGGACAGACCCGUGAGCCCUUUAACCUGCUGCUGCGAGUAAACCACAUCGGCCCCUUCCUGCUGACACACCUGCUGCUGCCCCGGCUGAAGACAUGCGCCCCUAGCCGCGUGGUGGUGGUAGCCUCGGCCGCCCACCGCAGAGGGCGCCUUGACUUCACACGCCUGGACCGCCCGGUGGUGGGCUGGCAGCAGGAGCUGCGAGCAUAUGCCGACAGUAAGCUGGCCAAUGUAUUGUUUGCCAGGGAGCUCGCCACACAGCUUGAGGGCACUGGCGUCACCUGCUAUGCAGCUCACCCAGGGCCUGUGAACUCAGAUCUGUUCCUGCGUCAUGUUCCUGGAUGGCUGCGCCCACUUUUGCACCCACUGGCUUGGCUGGUGCUCCGGACACCAGGAGGCGGGGCCCAGACGCCCCUGUACUGCGCUCUGCAGGAGGGCAUUGAGCCCCUCCGCGGAAGAUACUUCGCCAACUGCCACGUGGAGGAGGUGCCUCCGGCUGCCAGAGACGACCGGGCCGCUCACCGGCUGUGGGUGGCCAGCAAAAAGCUGGCAGGGCUUGGACUGGGAGAGGAUGCUGAAUCGGAUGAAGACCCCCACCCUGAGGACUCAGGGACCCCAUCUUCUCUGAGCAGCCCCCACCCUGAGGAGCCCACCGUUUCUGAACCCUAUCCCAGCCCUCAGAGCCCACCAGACUUGUCUAAGGUCACACACCGAAUUUGGGUUAAAGCUAAACCUGAGCCCCAAGCCUCUUAAACCCCCCCCCCCGCUGGGAUGCUUGCUAUGGCACUUGGUGGCCCUGGAAAACCUUAGUGUGUGCCGGUCCCUGGCCUGGCCUGGCCAUGGAGGAGUUUGCAGUUUUUACCUCCAUGGUUACUUUCUGGGGGCUUCAAGGUAUGACCUGGACAGCUCUUUUCCUAGUGGAAGGAAAUAUAGGUGGUUAUUUCUUCCUGAGA